AUGUUUUAUGAAGGAACUCUUCAGGAAGGCAUCUCGACAGCCGUCGGUCAGCAGAAACUUGUCCUAUGUUUCGUGACAGAUGAAAGCGACGAGAGCACACAAUGGGAAAAUGAGUUUCUGGUCGACGAUACGUUGAGCGACUUACUCAAGGAGCAUUCUAUUGCGCUCCGUCUCAAAGCUGGGUCCGAGGAAGCCGGAUAUCUAGCUCAGAUCUUCCCUCUACCACGGACUCCGACUGUUGUUAUCAUUAAGAAUGGAGAACUAAAGGAGUACAUUACACCGGGGACCAGCAAAGAGGAUUUCUUGCGGAGAGUUCAGACUGCUUUCAACUCCACUGCUGCACCUGCACCUCCAGCUCCAGCUCCAGCUCCAGCUACCACCCAACCAACCCCGGCACCAGAACAGGCCAGGCCACCACAGCCCCAGACAGAGAUACCCGCAGCUUCAGAACAGCAGAACACUCCACCGACAGCGGCUCCUUCAACAUCAGAGAAUGUUCGUCGGAUACUAGCUGAGAGGGCUGCCAGACUUCAAGCCCAAAGGGAGGAGAAUGAGCGCAAGGUGAAGGAGGAACGCGCAAGGACCAAAGAGAAAGCCAAAGCAGAGGCCGAAGCUGGUAUGGAUACGGACAACGCCCGAGCUCAUAAGCAAGCAGAGGCAGUAAGGAAGAAGAAACAGAAAGAUCAAGAGGAGAAGGCGCGGAUUCUCAAGCGCAUUGAAGACGACAAGGCAGAGCGACGCCUCCGUGCCGAGCAGCGUGAGAAGCAGAAACUUGAUAACCUCAAGGGUGGCGACGUUGCAGCAUCGUUAGUGAGCGCACCAGAGACAAAACUGUCGAACUCCUCCAAGUCUGGCGCGAUAACGGCUCUUCAAGUCCGCUUGUUCGAUGGAUCAACAUUGAGGAACCGCUUCAAGACGACUGCGCUCCUAAAAGAAGUCCGACAAUGGGUAGACGAAAAUAGAGGCGAUGGUUCGCAGCCAUACACUUUCAAGCAGGUCCUCACGCCUCUGCCGAAUAAGAACAUUGAUGAGACUGAGGAGGACAAGCCAUUAGGAGACCUCGGCCUUUUCCCGUCUUCGACCUUGGUGCUUAUUCCCGUCAAGAAGUUUACGACCGCCUACGAUGAUUCACAGGGCAUUGUUUCGAGAGUUAUUGAUUUCAUUCUCGGCAUUUUCACAUGGAUUUUCAGUCUGUUUGGGGGUGGUGAUGACCGCACUGGGCACCGAGGGCCUACGAGCGAUGCGCCCGCCAGUUCUCAAGACCGUGUUCAGUCAUUCCAGAAUCGCAGAGAUCAGCAAAGAGAUCAACAGUUGUACAAUGGAAAUUCGCUGAACUUUGAGCCACGGCCAGAAGAAGAGGAGAAAGAUGAAUGA
Fusarium musae is the source of this 1374-nucleotide messenger RNA. RefSeq lists its product as uncharacterized. The record is from RefSeq and is a predicted model, not a curated record. NCBI's taxonomy places the organism in Eukaryota, Fungi, Ascomycota, Sordariomycetes, Hypocreales, Nectriaceae. The coding region runs from base 1 to 1374 and encodes 457 amino acids. The transcript is spliced from 4 exons. Gene Ontology annotation, molecular function: protein binding.